AUGCACACGGCUUUCCACUUUAUUAGCGCUAAGGCUCGCUUCGUUCUACUCAUAAUGGUAACCCCCACGCCCUGGUCCCACGAGGAUCUGGUGGGUCAGCUAAACGUUAUCCAUAACCCUCAGCUCAAUGAUAACGUAUCUGACCUUACUAUGGAGGAAUGCCACCAGCUUUAUACGGAUACUUACCUACUAGAGCGCCGUGCCCUUUACUUAACCGCCAAUGCUUACGCCAAAGCCUUUCCAAGUGUUUUUAAAGAUAAGGUUACCAUCGGCAACGUGCAACGCAUGAUCUAUAAAGCCUUUACAAUUUGCCGUGAUUACAGGUCGUCCUAUAAGGUGCUAUACCACGAGGUACACGGCUCGAAAGAACAUUCCCUUAAUGCUGUUAUACCCACGUGUAGUGAUCUACAGGAACUCCAUGAUCAAGAAGCCGAAAUGUUCUAUAAAGAUAUAGCAACACCCGCAUCUAAAGAAGAUCCUAAUAAGAUGGUUAUAAACGGCCGGAAAGUGCGCAUUCUCCAGAUUAUGGCAUCCAUUAUCCACUUCUAUUUUACCAAGAACCUUCACAAUGUUAAGGUCAACGAAGAGCAAUUGGGCGAGCUGCCUGCAAAACCGCCGGAUUCUAAUAUGUCCAGUGAUGGUGACGACAGCGAUGCGGGGCCCAAGGCCCCAACUACUAGCCAGAAGUGUAGAUCCAAGGCCAAGAAGAAAGCACCAAAGCGUGCCAAGAAGAAGAAGAUUCUUAGUAAGGCCACCGUGAAGGAUGAUUCGGAUAGUGAUAAGCUGCCUCGUCAAUCUGCCCGUGAUACCAAGCGAACUAGGCAAAUGGCCGCUGAAGAGAAACAACUCUAUAAAGAGGCCGCCGAGAAGAAAGCAGUAAAUAAGUCAAAGUAUGCCAACCCAUACUUAUCUAAGUAUACGCGCUGGUUUAAUGAAUACAAGGACCACCUCUUUCUUCGUUAA
Messenger RNA from Paraphaeosphaeria sporulosa, 963 nucleotides. RefSeq lists its product as uncharacterized. The transcript is spliced from 4 exons. The record is from RefSeq and is a predicted model, not a curated record. Lineage: Eukaryota; Fungi; Ascomycota; Dothideomycetes; Pleosporales; Didymosphaeriaceae. The coding region runs from base 1 to 963 and encodes 320 amino acids.